Messenger RNA from Pectinophora gossypiella (pink bollworm), 8837 nucleotides. RefSeq names its product calpain-D (gene sol). Gene Ontology annotation, biological process: proteolysis. The record is from RefSeq and is a predicted model, not a curated record. The transcript has 22 exons. Gene Ontology annotation, molecular function: calcium-dependent cysteine-type endopeptidase activity. The coding region runs from base 104 to 4513 and encodes 1469 amino acids. Gene Ontology annotation, cellular component: cytoplasm. NCBI's taxonomy places the organism in Eukaryota, Metazoa, Arthropoda, Insecta, Lepidoptera, Gelechiidae.
CACAAACAACAUGGUGGAUCAGCUGUUUUCGUUUUUCUCGGACUUUAAUUUGUUUUCGUAAAAACGCCGAAUGUUAUGGUCCCCUAACCAUGUGUGAAUUAAAAUGGGCUCAAUCGCAUCGGUGCUGCAAUGGCAUUGUCAGACUUGCGGCCAGAUCAAUCCUACGGAAAGUGUUAAGUGCCUAAGAUGUGGUUUAAAGAGAGUAUCAAGUCAUGACAGUGGCCCUCCGAAGCAAUAUUUUGGAGAAGAUUCUUCGCCGGAAUACGGUUCUAGGACUGGAAAAAGCGAGGGAACUACUCCUGGCUCGGAACCGAUUGCGAUCCCGUCAACAAACAACCUUAAUCGCGGAUGGUCGUGCGUGGGGUCUGCGCCGGACGCGAGUCGUGCGUGGCGCUGCGCGUGCGGCCUGCGCAACGUGUCUGCGGCGUGGCGCUGCGCCGCCUGUGACGCGCUCGCUCCGCACGCGCCUGUCUAUAAAUUGUCGGAUGAUGAAGACCAAGCUACAGGAAUGACGGAGAAAGAUAAGUCUGCCAAAGAUAACACUAUGAUAAGAUCCAACACCUUGGCAGUCCCGUCGUAUAAGCCUUCAGCCAGUUAUUCUGGAGGUCGCCGUCUAAACCUGCAGCUUCAAUCAUUGCGCUUGUCUCCAACUCAGAUAACCGACCAGGCACAUGGAGUAACCAGGUCCCUUUCCCACGGCUCGGUCAUAAACUCCCAACAGCAGUGGUGGAAUGUUGAAGAGAACCGCGGAACCAUCAAUCGGCCGAACAGUCUCAUGGUCUCUGAGAGAUACGGGUAUUCAAACGCCUAUAAUCCAAGGGAGUCUUUCCUAAGAAGUUUGCAUACCGUGACGCGAAAACCCAAAAAGUGCAGUGAGAGUAAAUCUAAUUGGGAACUGAAUUACGUCAAGGAAUACCAAAAAGAACAAAGUAAAGCUCUGCAUUUGAAGAAGUGGGCUUGCAGUAAAUGUACUUUGGAGAAUUCAGGGAUCAGGACUCAUUGUGAAGCUUGUCUGUCGCCUAGAGUGUCGCAGUUGUCAAGGAUUCCUAAUACAAGAGGACUUAGCGUGACCACUUUGGGUAGACAUGACACUAUAAGUGGUCGUGAUGGCGCCACAUCUCUCCCAUCGUCUGGGGGUGUGAUGAUCACAGUUCCGGAUUGGCAAAGCGGGAGUAUAACCCUCGGGCCUUCAUUUCGUCGCUCCAUCAGCGCACAGAAUUCGCCAGAAAUCCGACCAACUUAUCGACGGUCGUUUUCUGAGCACACCAACGCUGAUAGCCGACCUGGUGGCAAGGUUGUCUCAAGUAGGAGAAGCUUGAUCGACUACCAGAAAACUUUGGGCAGCUACGUGAGUUUAAGACCUGAUGCUAAAGCGGAUUUGGAUAAGAAAAUAGACGAAUCAAGUGCGGAGUUGAUCGACAAAGAAUGCAGUUGGGACACCAACGCUGAAGGGGUGAUAUACGCUUUGCCAAACAAGGGGAAGUAUAAAGACUUGAACUUGCAAUUACAAGUGAACAAUAACGGGACGAGGUAUUCUUACGUUUCGGUUCAGGAUACAAAGAACGUCAUGAGUAACUCACAGAAUGAAGCUUUAUAUUCUAACGAUGGGGAGGACGAUUAUGCAAGGAUCGAUGAGUUAUUGGGUGCGGAGAACCUUCUGGCUCCCACAGUGAGUGAAGCUAGCAAUAUAAGGACUUCUCAUAUUGGUGCAGUGCCGAGGGACUCUAAAGUGUACAAUAUGUUGCCGUCUGUCGGGAAAGUGUCGCAGAGGGAGAAAAUGCCGCUGGUGCAGCAUGCGCCCACUCGCGACCACCGAAUGUGGCAGUGCACGGAGUGUUGGUACGCGUACAACCCGUGGUGGGGGCGCUCGUGCGACAUAUGUGGCCAGCCGCGGCCGCCGCACGCGUGUGUCACGCUCUCGCGCGAUGUGUGUGACGCGCCCACGUCCAGCGGCCACAGUUCUCGUCCGGGUCCGUCGUUACUAGAAGCGGGCAGCAGCAAAUCUGGCGACGUGGCUCGCGCUGAACACAAGAAACUGACAGUACCAAUCGCGUCGCUCGACCACGACUUGAAUAGCGAUGAACUGCUGUUUGCUGUUGACUCAACUCCAACGCCCGUUGCAUCAUCAGCCCCAACAUGGUCGUGUGGCCGCUGUACUCUAGUAAAUGAACCUACCGCGGCCGCGUGCGCCGCAUGCGCAGCGUCCCGGCCGUCGCCGCCGCACUUCUGGUCGUGCAGCUCGUGCACGCUAAGGAACCCAGUGUCGGCGAACCUCUGCCUCGCCUGCAAGACGCCCCCGGUACCCAAACACGGAGUGCCCAGCUCCUCUACAGAAGCUAAUCAUGGUGCCACCGGGCGAAGUCCAUCACCAAGAAGAAGUACGAAGCAUACUCCUGCUUUACCCCGACGCGCUGCCCGACUCAAGACCCCUCCGCCCGACCCUAAGCCGGAUACAUCGGAGUGGGCUUGUUCAGAGUGCACGUAUAUGAACGCAGCUGGCACGUUGGUUUGUGAGAUGUGUCAGUCGCCGCGUACAAGACUUCUGCCGGCCGCGCCGCACCAGCCCACUUUAGACGACGAUGAGUCACCGGAGGGGUCAGACGGGGAACGCCAGGAGAGUACGCCGAUGGAAAUACUGCGUUUGAGGGAGGAGAGCCAUGCGUGGACGCAGUGGCAGGAAGUGUUGGCCCAGUGCGCAGCUACCGGCGAGCCGUUCGUGGACGAGUCAUUCCCCGCGGCGCCGCGCUCGCUAUACUACGGGGGGUGCGCAGAGCUGGGCGCGGCGGCGCGCUGGCUGCGGCCGCACCAGAUCCACGUGGACGCUGACCACAGGCUGCCCUGGCUCGUGUUCCGGGAGCCGCGCCCCUCCGACAUAUCGCAAGGUGUUCUAGGCAACUGCUGGUUGCUAUCAGCGCUAGCAGUGUUAGCGGAGCGUUCAGCACUUGUCCGGGGGGUGAUAGUCCGAGGGGAGCCAAGUGUGGGCGCGUACCAGCUGCGGCUGUGUAAAGAUGGCCGCUGGUUGACGGUGACGGUCGAUGACCUCCUGCCUUGCAAUAAGAAGGGACAUCUUGUUUACUCACAGGCGAAAAGAAAACAAUUAUGGGUGCCUUUGAUCGAGAAAGCGGUCGCUAAACUACAUGGGUGCUAUGAAGCUUUAGUUUCUGGUAGAGCCAUUGAAGGUCUUUGCACAUUAACCGGCGCCCCGUGCGAGUCAGUGUCCCUGCAAGCGGGCACGCAAGGUGGGGGCUCCGGGGGCGGCACGGGAGCCCCGCUAGAGCAGCUGGAUCGCGACCUGGUGUGGGCGCAGCUGCUGUCCUCCCGGCAGGCCUGCUUCCUCAUGGGCGCCAGCUGCGGCGGUGGGAACAUGAAGGUGGACGAAGACGAAUACCAGCGUCUAGGGCUGCGUCCGCGGCACGCGUACUCCGUGCUGGACGUGGUGGAGAUCGCGGGCCCCACGCGCCUGCUGCGCCUGCGCAACCCGUGGGGGCACUACACGUGGCGCGGCGCCUGGGCGCACGCCUGCCAGCGGUGGACCGACGACGCCAAGCGGGCCGUGGCCGCCGUCGCCAUCAACGCCGACGCCGAUAGGGACCAGGGCGUGUUCUGGAUCAGCUUCGACGAUGUUCUCAAAUACUUCGACUGCAUAGACAUUUGCAAGGUGCGAGUGGGAUGGCACGAGGUUCGCCUGGCCGGUAUACUGCCGCCCAUGUCUUCAACAAGACAUUUGACUUGCCUCUUGCUGACUGCCACACAGCCUACCGAGGUGGACUUCACACUAUUUCAAGAAGGACAGAGGAAUUCGGCGAAGAGUCAGCGAUCCCAACUGGACCUGUGCGUUGUCGUGUUCAGGACCAAGUCGGGGCCGGGUGCGCAGAUCGGCAAACUUGUCGCGCAUAGUAAAAGACAAGUUCGCGGCUUCGUCGGUUGCCAUAAGAUGCUGGAAAAGGGCUUCUACCUCGUGGUAUGUCUGGCAUUCAAUCACUGGCAUACUGGCUUAGAGCUGGCCGAUAGUUCAGCUUGGCCGCGCCAUGUCCUGGCCGCCCAUUCGUCGAAGCCUCUGGCGGUGGAACGUCCGCCACUGCAUCCUCACAUACUGGCGGAUGCGAUUAUUGGCUUGACGCUGGCUAGAGGACAACGCCAUGAAGGCAGGCAAGGGAUGACUGCCUACUAUUUGACCAAGGGUUGGGCCGGCCUUGUGGUAAUGGUGGAGAAUCGCCACACGGACAAGUGGAUACACGUCAAAUGUGACUGCCAGGAGAGCUACAAUGUCGUCUCUACGAGGGGCGAGCUGAAAACCAUUGAUUCUGUUCCGCCGUUGCAUAGGCAAGUGAUAAUAGUGCUAACUCAACUCGAAGGCAGCGGUGGUUUCUCGAUAGCCCACCGGCUGACACACCGCCUGGCCGCCGGCGCCCGCCUGCAGGACUGGGCCCCCAACGCCGACGACGAGCCGCGGCACCGCCCGCCCCUCGCACGCAGGCUCUACGGCCUUCACGCGCCGCGACUGAUCACAUAGAACACAACUGCAGGCCUAAAGCGGUAAGGAAGGGACAGAGAAGUACAUCCAGCAAGAUGAACUGAGUACCCACACGCCUCACCGAGCUUUCUGUUAGAUCAACGUGAUAGUUGGCGAGCCGUAUCGCCGUCUAUAAUGGCUGAGGCAACUGUGUUAGUGAAAAUUGCACUUACAAUAAAUUGAUGACAUUGACAUUGGUGCAAGUCCGGUACUGGGUUUCGAACCGACGCUUUCUAAUUAAGAAACAAGUCAGUGUAUCACAGUGACUAAUAGUGACGGAACACUCGGACUUCCCUGCAUUGAGUUUACACUUAAUUUACACUAUUACACGUUUUAAGUUUUAUUUGAAAGACUUAGACCUACAUAAGUAAUAAAAAUAGAGAUAAAGAAGUUUGGGCAAGGAAUGAAACGACUUAAGAACGAUUAAAAGGAUUUUUUCAUAUGGAAUGUUAUAUUGAAGUGUGUAAAUAUGAGGCUUUUAGAGUAGGCACAAGUGUCAUAUUGUAGUAUAUUAAGCUUUUCGUUUUUAUGUUGAAAAGUGAAAAUAUAUUGUGGAAUGGAUUUUCAAGUUUUUGUUUUUGACUUUGUAUAGAACAUUGUAUGUUUUUAUACUUAGUUCAAUACUAAUUUCUGUAAAGUGUAAAAACUCGCGAAAGAUUUGAAUAUGCAUUCUACAUUUGUCACAUUAAAAUGUCAUCAUAUCGAUUUCUCUAUUAACUUUGAUUGGCCGACGAAAGUUCGUAUUUUAGCUAGAAUUAUAAGUUUUAUAACUAACGCGAAAUUUGUGCUAAAAUUAUAUAUUUUUAUUUGCAACUCCUAAAAGACAAAUUCGAAUUUAUGUUUAACGGAAUUUAUGUUCCAUUCCAAUAAUACUCAUUAUGUUAAGUUAUUUAAUGAAUUAAUUUUAUAUUUAUACUUAUAUUUUGAUUGUUUUAAGAGUGAUAUUAAAUCUUGCCAUUAAGUUUGCUUUACAACGAUAUACUUAUGUUCAAGCCUACGGAGUACGGUACUACUCGCGGAUCAGACCAACUUUUAGUGGUCAGUUCUACAAAUGUUCGGGUCAGUACCCACUUGUCCCCUAAAAUUUGUCCCCCUGGAAUAAAAGUUGUAGAUUCUGCCCCUAUUUAGGUAUCCAUUGGUCCCCUGGUAGGAGACCAAUCAAUAUUUAAAUAUUUCGCUGGAGUCGCGUCACAUUACAAACUUCAAUGCUUUCAUAUUUGUGGACACCUUUAUGCAGGAGGACUUCUGUCCGAAGGGAGUGGUGUAUCGCCGUUUCCGUGGUAGACUGCCACCAUUUCUUCCAGUGCAGUUCCAGUUUCUCUCUCUCCAGUGCUUAGGGGACAAAUAAAUAAUAUUAAUUUAUUUUUAAGGUACCCACUCGUACCCUGGUAUAUAAGUUACAGAUACGGCACCCGCUCAGGUGUCAUUUAGGGGACGAAUGGGAACCUUAAGUAUUUGAGGGACGAGUGGGCACAGGGGACGAAUUUCGGGGACCAAUGAGUAUUGACCCGUUCAUUGCCUAGUGUAUGUUGUACGCACUCGUCGAGCCGCAAGCGGUCUCGCGGAGCGGACCAUCUUACACUGGGCAACGAAGAAGUCUGUGCAAUUAUCCAGUAUAGAUUGGUCUUACCCGCGCGAGAUUCAGCGUACGCGCUUAGAUAUUGUUGUAAGUAUUCCAUUUUUACCUAAUUCUACAAGUGUACAAAUGUAAGCGACACCGUUUGAAUACGUUUCUUCGAACGUUGUUUUCUCGUGUAUUUUGUAUAUUUUUCGAGAUACCUUUUAAAAUAAUUUUGACAGUGACAGCUGUCAAGUUUGGUACGGGCUUUGAUUUAUUUUGCUAUGUCUUUUGCAAAUAGCAUGGUGCGUAGGAUCGCUGUCACACUCCGGACAAUGCAUACGAAAAUAUAACAUACGAAUAUAUUUUUUAUUAUUAUAGUUUCCUAGGUCAAAGAUAAAUUAUGAAAUUCUGAUUACUAAAUAAAGGCAGAUGGAAAGGUGACAAAAAACGUUUUCAUUUUCUAUUUAACUUAUUUAUCAUUUCUACGAAACAAAAAUGUAAUUUUAAGUGCGACAUUUUGUGACGUUUUUCUAUGACGUCACAGGGUGCUUUUUCAUACAAAUUCCAUAGUAAUUUCGUGUUAUGUCGUUUAGUAAAGUAACUGAUUUGACUAGUUGGAAACUAGCCUAUUCUUACCGUGUGCAACGUAACGAGAAACCGCUCCCCUUAUACACCUUAGCGGCUUAUGACCAUUUAAGACUAAAGUAAAAAUAAAAAACCCAAAGGGGGUGAGGUCGACGCCCGAUACGAAUUGGCGGGCCGGGGGGGAGUUACCGUUCUUUACGCCGCUGUCAGAAUAGCAUAUUUUCUUGUUUCUUUCGCACUAGGAUAUACCGUAUCUUUGUCCUUCCCUCGUACGCACCAUGCCAGAGCUUAUAUAGUGUAAUAGUUUAGAAAAUCCAGUAUUUUUGAGGCCUACAAGGUAAUAAUAAUAAAGUGAAAAAGCGUGCAAUAUGUUCGACGUGAAUUAUUUUUUAUUAUUAUAUUUUUUAAUAUGUAUUUUAUUAUUAAUAAUAGUGGAUGUCUGAGCGGUGGCACUAACUUAUGUUUACUCGAAAAUCCAUCCCAGCCAUUUGCAAAAAAAAAAAAUCAGACUACCCGCAAUUAAUUUUCAGGCACAAAGUAUGCACUGUGUUAAAAUAAUGUAGAUAUUAGUGGACAUAAUCAAUAGAAUAUUUUUAUGUGUGCAAUUGAGUAUACUUUUUACUUCACACGAGUCCGACUCACCCUUGACUGUUUGACCGUCAAAAUCUCAAUAUGUUUAAAAGAGUUCGUAAGGAGUCAAAUAUUUAGAUUUUACUCAAUCGACAGAAUUUUUAAUAGUUAUCAUUAAAACAGGAAAACGUUUCUACAACGAUUCGAUAGUUAAUUUUGUUAAAAUUUAGUUUAUUUAUUUCUUCGAAUACUAAAAACAUUGGCCCCGAUUCCAACUGACAGAAAUUUCUGCCUGAAAUUGAAGAGUGUUCCAUAAAUUUUAUGCCUUUCUUUUUCAGGGUAUAAGAAUUAAUGGAACACACGUCAAUUUUAGGUAGAAAUUUAAAAACCGUCCCAAGAUUUUAUAUUGGCCAAUAACCUGACAGAAUUAAAUUGACAGCCCAAGUCAAACGGGUUGCAUAUCAGCGAUUUUAAAAUUAACCAUUGUCAAUCAUCCGUCCCUUUCCUUUUCGGCGGAUAAGAAAAUUACGUGUAUAACUUGGAAUAAAAUUAGAAGGGGUCUGCAGGAAUCGAGGCCAUUAUUUUACUUAGUUACUAACAUAAAAAGCACUAGCUUCCGAAAUAAAAUAUUUGAAUUUGAAUUUAAUUUUUAUGUAACUUUUAAGAGUUUUUCUUAAAUAUUCGGUGUUUUGUGUCGCACAAAUAUAUGUUCACAUGUGACCCUGUAUGAAAGUUCACGGUAGCACUUAUCGAUGUAUCUCAAAGUUGUAUAAAAGUGUACACAAAUUCAAGCUUUUAUAAGAAACUGUCUGUCAAUAAUACUUUUGUGUAAUUUUCUUUCUAGGUUUGUAAGUAGUUCGCUAUUUUAGUGCCAUAAAUUAAUUAAUGAAAGAAGAUUUGACUGAAACUCUGUUCCUUAUUCAAAGAGAGACAUUUAAUAUGUUAGUAGUUAGUAAACUACAGUAUGUUUCGGAUUUGACUUAACCUGUAUUGGGAUGGAUGUCCCUUCGCGGGUUGGAAGGUCAGACAGGUCGCUUCUGUAAAAAAAACCGGACCUGUCAAAUCUUCAGGUUAGGUAAGCGGACCCUGUGAAAACGGCAUAACCCUACGGCGAUGAUGACGUCAGUUCACUACAUUAUCAGUUUACGUCGUCCGGGGUUCAGUGGUUCAGUGUUAGGCUCACGAUCCGGAGAUCCCGGGUUCGAAUCCCGGUGGGGACAUAUCACAAAAAUCACUUUGUGAUCUAGUUUGGUUAGGAUAUUACAGGCUGUUCACCUGUCAUCAAUAAAAGCGGUCAACCAUUCGCUCAUUGUUACAUAAUUCAUGAAUAGAAUUCGAAAAUAAGUCGAUUAGAAAAAUGAGAUUGAAAAUUUCUCUCCGGACUCGUGGUCACCAGUAUGACAAACAGGAAUUUUUGACACAUUGCUUCAACUUCUAGAUUAGCAUUUUACUUUAUCUUUGACCCAGUGAAAUUGAUACCCUAUUCGUAUAAUAAUACACAUAUGACGUCAUCAAUAAACGUGGUCAUCGUACUCUUAUGUAAUUCUUAAUUUAAAUUCGUAACUCGGUCAAGAAGAAAAUAAGUUUGAGGCUUCUAUUUUUAAAUUA